This is a messenger RNA of Rhododendron vialii, 2138 nucleotides long. Its product is annotated as linamarin synthase 2-like. The record is from RefSeq and is a predicted model, not a curated record. Gene Ontology annotation, molecular function: UDP-glycosyltransferase activity. The coding region runs from base 98 to 1546 and encodes 482 amino acids. Lineage: Eukaryota; Viridiplantae; Streptophyta; Magnoliopsida; Ericales; Ericaceae. The transcript has 2 exons.
AUUAUUGGUAGGGGUAAAGUACCUGAAUGAUUAGAAACCUUUUUGUUUUUUCAAUACCAAACUGGUCAGAUAGAACUCCUUUCCCAAAAGAACAACAAUGGAUUCAGCAGAAACCAGAAAGAAGCCCCAUGUGGUAUGCGUUCCCUACCCAUCACAAGGCCACGUCACCCCCAUGAUGCACCUAUCAAAGCUCCUCCACUCACGUGGCUUCCACGUCACCUUCGUCAACACCGAGUUCAACCACAGGCGCCUGAUCCGGUCCAAAGGGACCGAAUCCGUAUCUGGCCUGCCGGGAUUCCGGUUCGAGACCAUACCCGACGGACUUCCCCCGUCGGAUCGGGACGCGACCCAGGACGUCCCGGCGCUGUGCGAUUCGACCCGGAAGAACUGCUUGGGUCCGUUUGUGGAGCUGCUGAAGAGGUUGAAUUCUACGGCGGGCUCGCCUCCGGUUACUUGUGUGGUGUCGGAUGGCGUGAUGAGCUUCGGGAUAGAAGCGGCUGAGGAAAUUGGAGUACCUGAGGUUCAGUUUUGGACUGCUUCGGCUUGUUCCUUCAUGGGAUAUCUUCAUUACAGGGAACUCAUCAAAAGAGGAAUUUUUCCAUUUAAAGAUGAGAACUUCAUGAGUGAUGGUACUCUGGAUACUCCUAUCGAUUGGAUACCGGGCAUGAGAGACAUACGGUUGAAGGACCUCCCGAGCCACCUCCGAACCACCAAUCCCAACCACAUCAUGUUCGACUUCAUGGGAGAAGAGGCACAAAAUUGCUUGAAGUCUCCUGCGAUCAUCUUCAACACCUUUGAUGAAUUCGAACAAGAAGUUCUAGAGGCGAUCGCGUCCAAUUUCUUCCCCCGCAUUUAUACAGUAGGGCCACUUCACUUUCUGUGCAGCAGGCACGUGACUGACACUCGAAUCAAUUCAAUAAAUCCAAGCUUAUGGAAAGAGAACUCGGAGUCUCUCCAGUGGCUAGACCGAAGAGAGCCUGAAUCUGUCGUGUACGUGAACUACGGGAGCGUGACGGUAAUGAGUGGGGAACACUUGAGAGAGUUUGCUUGGGGCCUUGCAAAUAGCAAUCACCCAUUUUUAUGGGUGGUUAGGCCUGAUAUUGUGGUUGGGGAUUCGGCUAUAUUGCCUGAAGAACUUUUGGAAGAAACUAAGGAUAGGGGUUUGCUCGUGAGUUGGUGCCCCCAAGCCGAAGUGCUGUCACACCCGUCGGUUGGUGCAUUUCUGACACACUGCGGGUGGAAUUCAAUGAUGGAAACAGUAUGUGGAGGCAUGCCGGUGAUCUGUUGGCCUUUCUUUGCCGACCAACAAACGAAUUGUCGGUAUGCGUGCACGCGUUGGGGGAUCGGAGCGGAGGUGGAUCAUGAUGUGAAGCGCGAAGAAGUCAAGGCUCUUGUCCGGGAUAUGAUGGAAGGGGAGAAAGGGAAGGAAAUGAGGAGCAGAGCCAAGAAGUGGAAGAUGAAGGCUGAAGAAGCUGCUAAUGUUGGCGGAUCAUCUUACAGCAACUUGGAUAGAUUCAUUAAGGAGGCUCUUCGUUAUGUGGAGUAACUAAUGAAUGGAUUACCAUUUCAACAAACAAAUGAGGAUUUGGUCCGCCUUUCUCCUUUUUUCCUAUUUCAAUGAGAUGGGUGGCGAGCGCCAGCCGAUGGAGGCACUGUCCCUUCGGUAAUCUUUCUCGACGACGCAUUGGUGUUCCCUUCGGUAACGCCUCCUUGCUGAGAGGUUUUAAUAGAAAUUAGAAUCUCAAAACGAAUUUCAUCACUACUGUACUACGAUGCAUCCGGUUAAACAAAGCAUCCAGUUAAACAACCAAACGGCUACCCAAGCGCUUCAACGGACACUCCCUCCGACUCCCUUCCAUCUUCAUCACCACCCUUCAAUUCAAUCUUCCACUGCACCUCCCUGUACAGCCAAAGUUCCAGGCGCCAAAAAAAAUUGUGUAGUAAGUUCAAUCUUUUCCAUCCUCUGUUCCGCCAUCUUCAUCUUCAUGGGUUGUAAGCAAAUACUACAUUGGCAGAAACUUUAUUCACAAAUUUUAGUUCGACCAACAUAUAUACAGCCCUGUUUUCAAACCGAUGUAAACAGAUUGCACACCAAUUGUUCGAUAGAAUUACUCAACAUUUCUUGGUCUUGGAUUUAA